This is a messenger RNA of Spinacia oleracea (spinach), 1921 nucleotides long. Its product is annotated as cytochrome P450 CYP72A219. Gene Ontology annotation, molecular function: heme binding; iron ion binding; oxidoreductase activity, acting on paired donors, with incorporation or reduction of molecular oxygen. The transcript is spliced from 5 exons. Lineage: Eukaryota; Viridiplantae; Streptophyta; Magnoliopsida; Caryophyllales; Amaranthaceae. The record is from RefSeq and is a predicted model, not a curated record. The coding region runs from base 163 to 1710 and encodes 515 amino acids.
AAAAAUGGUACUAUCAAAGAUGUCGGUAUAGUUGGAUGAAUUCCUAAAGAACAAAAUUCCAAAAACCCCUCCAAUUUCACUUUCAACUUCUUCUUUUAUGUUUAUAAAAGUAAACAUACAACAUAAAUAACUAAUAACACCAUUUUCCUCUUAAUUUAAACAAUGUUACAAAUUAUAUUCUUUGUAUUCUCAAUCAUAAUCUUAGUUUUGGUGUCAUUUUAUUACAUCAAUUCCUUAUGGCUAUCUCCACAGAAACGGGAGAAGUGUUUGAGAGAUCAAGGUUUCCGGGGAAAUCCCUACCGUCCGAUUUUCGGUGAUCUACCGGAGAUUUCCAACAUGGCAAAAUCUGCACUGUUGAAGCCAAUAUCAUCACUUUCUCAUGAUAUUAUUCCUCAUAUCAUGCCCUUUUUUCAUCAGACGGUUCAACAAUAUGGGAAGGACUCGUUUAUGUGGUUCGGAAGAAAACCGAGGGUAAACAUUACAAACCCAGAGUUGAUAAGGGAAAUAUUGAACAAGUAUGAUGUGUAUAUGAAAAAGGCUCCGGGAAAGAAAACAACAUUUGGGCUUGCGAUGCGUGAUGGUCAAGAUUGGGCUAAAGUCAGAAGAAUUAUCAACCCUGCUUUUCAUUUGGAAAAGUUAAAGAACAUGGUGCCUACAAUGGAGAUAUGUUGCGAUAUAAUGAUACAAAAAUGGGAAGAAAUGGUUGCACUAACAGGGUCAGCUGAAGUGGAUGUGUAUUCUAGUCUUUCUAGUUGUACAGGCGAUGUAAUUGCUAGAACAGCUUUUGGAAGCUCUUAUGAAGAAGGUAAAAGAUUAUUUGAGCUUCAAAAUGAAGCACUCGGAUUAGCUUUUCAAGGAAUGCGAUCCAUGUCUCACUACAUUCCUGGAUCCAGAUAUUUCCCGACCAAGAUAAAUCUGAGGAAGAAAAAACUAAAGCGCGAAAUUGAAGAAAUUGUGAAGAGUUUGGUGGAUAACAAGUUAAAAUUAAAGCAAACAGGGGAUACUAAGCAUCAAAAUAACUUGCUAAGUAUAAUGUUAGAGUCUAAUGAAAAAGAGAUUGAAGAAAAUGGAGUUGGAUUGCCAAUGGAAGAAUUGGUUGAUGAAUGCAAGCUAUUCUUUGUAGCUGGACAAGACACAACAUCAUCUUUAUUAACAUGGACAUUAAUACUCCUUUGCCAAAAUCAAGAUUGGCAAACCAAAGCUAGAGAAGAGGUUUUCUUGCAUUUUGGAAAAGAUUAUAGUAACACUCCUCAUGAUUAUGAAGGUCUUAAUCGCCUUAAAAUUAUGAGUAUGAUUAUAAACGAAACAUUGAGGUUAUACCCAUCUAUUACAUCUCUAUCUCGAUUGAUCCAUCAAAAUACUGAAUUAAAACAAUUGACUCUACUUCCCAACAUGGAGGUACAUUUGCCAACAAUCCUUGUACAUCGAGAUCAAGAACUAUGGGGAAAUGAUGCAAACGAAUUCAAUCCAAAUCGAUUUUCCGAAGGGGUGUUAAAAGCAUCCAAAAUUCCAGGAUCUUUCAUGCCUUUUGGUGGAGGACCUCGAAUUUGUAUUGGACAAAAUUUUGCAUUAAUAGAAGCCAAACUUGCCUUAACAAAGAUUCUUCAACAUUUCUCAUUUGAGCUUUCUCCUUCUUAUGUUCAUGCACCCUUGUUACUAGCCGGUAUGGUGCCCCAAUUUGGUGCACCUCUUAUCUUGCACAAGAUUUAGGUGCAUUGAAGUGGCUCAAACGUUGACCUGCAUAGUUGGUCAGCUAAUUACCCGAGAUAAAUAUUGAUUCAGUAGAAUCGUUCUUCUUACCAUAAUACGUGCAAAUAUGAAAAUAAUUAUUAAGCUUGUACUAUGUACGAAGUACUUCUUAUUAGUCUUUUAUACACUUGUUUGACAAUUAAUAUGAGUAUAUCCUAUAUCAAUUGAUUCA